AUGUUCCUCGGGGUCUACAUAGACGACGGCAUAAUUCUUGGAAAGAGUAAGAAACAAAUACUAAAGCUGGUGGAGAAACUCAGAGAAGAAUUUGAAUUAACAGUACAAGAGGACCCUAAAACAUACUUGGAACUUGAAAAAACGCAAGAAAGACUGAAGCUAAGUCAAAAAAACUAUUCCAACCAAGUUCUUGAAACGUACGGAAUGAAAGAUGCAAAGUCAGCGAACACGCCGAUACAACCAGAAGGAAAUUCAAAAGUCGAAAACGUACGGAAAACAUUCCCGUAUCGACAAGCGAUAGGAAGCCUUCUGUAUUUGACAACAAAAACAAGAUCAGAUCUCUGCUAUGCUGUAAACUAUAGCAGCAGAUAUACACAAUCUCCGGAAGGUAAAGAUAUCUUAAAUGUUAAAAGAAUACUCAGAUAUUUGCAGGGAACCAAGGAGCUCGGGCUGGUGUACGGCGGAGAGAAGGACGCGGGAAAACUGGUGGCCUACUGCGACUCGGACUACGCUG
Molecule: messenger RNA, 514 nt
Organism: Temnothorax curvispinosus
Lineage: Eukaryota; Metazoa; Arthropoda; Insecta; Hymenoptera; Formicidae
Exons: 1
Source: RefSeq, a predicted model, not a curated record